Phycodurus eques (leafy seadragon) is the source of this 8347-nucleotide messenger RNA. It is a transcript of the gene plag1, whose product is annotated as pleiomorphic adenoma gene 1. NCBI's taxonomy places the organism in Eukaryota, Metazoa, Chordata, Actinopteri, Syngnathiformes, Syngnathidae. The coding region runs from base 243 to 1667 and encodes 474 amino acids. The record is from RefSeq and is a predicted model, not a curated record. The transcript is spliced from 3 exons.
CGAAAGAUAGGAAAGCAAACAAAUUUCAGGCCCGCCGCGUCUAGCAAAAAUAUGAGAAAAAAAUUAUUAAAAAUUCGGAAAAUAGUUCAAAGUCAAGAAAAACACAGCAAAGGGGAUGCUGAAGCGCCCAGGUCUUAUAAAUCCAGACGAUGUUGAGGACAAAAAAAACGGAUAAGGUACCUACAUCAGCACAGUUUGGGAAGUGCGCCCCUAUCCAUGAAACUGGUCUGUCCUAAGGUGCCAUGGCCACAGGAACGCAGGGCCACCUAGACCAAGGUGUGGAGAAAGCAAAGCUCGCACCACCCAUGGGGAGGCGCAGAAGAGCAGAGGGAAAGCCAAAAAGGAAUUUCCCUUGCCAGGACUGCCAGAAAGCUUUCAACAGUCUGGAGAAGUUGAAGGUGCAUUCUUACUCUCACACCGGCGAGAGACCCUACUGCUGCUCCCACCCCGGCUGCACCAAGGCUUUCGUCUCCAAAUACAAGUUGCUAAGGCAUAUGGCAACUCACUCACCAGAAAAAACCCACAAGUGUUCAUACUGUGAAAAAAUGUUUCACCGCAAGGAUCACUUAAAGAAUCACCUGCACAUCCAUGACCCAUAUAAGGAGGCGUUUGCAUGUCAGGAGUGCGGAAAGAGCUACAACACCAAGCUGGGCUUCAAGCGCCACCUUGCCCUUCACGCUGCCAAUAGUGGAGAUCUCACCUGCCAAGUGUGCCUGCAGCCCUUCCCUAGUACCGGAGUGCUUCUGGAACACCUCAAAAGUCAUGCUGGCAAGUCCUCGGGUGGGGCCAAAGAGAAAAAGCAUCACUGCGAGCAUUGCGAGCGGCAGUUUUAUACCCGUAAAGAUGUCCGGCGUCACAUGGUGGUUCACACGGGACGUAAGGACUUCCUGUGUCAAUACUGUGCUCAGCGGUUCGGGAGGAAGGACCACCUGACGCGUCAUGUUAAGAAGAGUCACCCUCAGGAACUGCUGAGGGUGAAAACUGAGCCAGCUGAUUUGCUGGAGCCUGUUGUCUAUGACUUGGUAUCCGGGGGCGUUAAGGGAGAACUCCCGGACACGCUGACAACAACGCCACAUCGGCACAACUUUUAUACCGGCCCCAUCCUGGACUCGGAGCCUUUCUCCAACGCUGCACACCUGCUCUCGUUAAAAUACCCGUUGGGCUCCAACAUUACCUCAUACACUGUCUCCUCACAGGAACGGGAGCAGAAUCUAAAGGGAGAACUGGAGAGCUAUCUAUUGGAGCUACAGAGCGGCAUGCCCUCCUCGUCCUCUGCGGCACCAGAACCGCAACUCCCUAUCUGCAAACUUGAGACGGGCGAUCGUGUGGACAUGCUGGAAGAAUCAAGUGAGGAAAGGUCCUUGUCCAAAAUUGCCACAUCGGUGGCAACAGCUGCUUUGGCAAGCGACUCACUCGCCUCGUCCUCCUCCCUGAUGGACUUCUCGCAGCUUUUCAACUUCUUACCGCUACACGGGCCCCUCUACAACCAUACAGGGGGCAGCGAGGGGCAGCACACACUGAACGAAGAGAACGUACAUCUCCACCUGCCCCCCGAGGCCUCCGAAGGCCCAGAGGCUGCGCAGAGUCCACUUCAAAGCCAAGCCUCCUUUAUUUGCAACUUGAGCACACCCACCACAUUGCCCCGCUUCCAUCAGGCUUUUCAGUGAUCCGGGAAGGUUUGAGCAUGACACACACAUUACAUACUGUCACGUACUGAGCAGUACGUUCAUCGCAGGGGCUACAUUACAGACACGCCAGCAAUAUCUGAAAAUACGCGUUGCAGAGAGACCGUGUAGUUUUACCACUCCCGUAUGCUUUAAACACAUUUCAACUAAUUUAAAUGCAUUUACAUUUUUCAAAACACACUAUUUUAAGUAUCCUAAGUGCCUGUUCUCACGCUCUUGCUGUCAAGAAAUGGGAAGCUAUGGUGUAACAUCACUUUUAUGACUCGCUCACCCUCCAAACCGGAGGCAAGGUGUACUUGCUUCAAGCUGUUUAUUUCUCACUCCCAGUUGAAGUGUAUUGUAAAACUGAUGCGUAAUUAGGAUUCCCACACAGUUUCUAGGCAGAGUACACGCUGUUCCAAUGUUUCUGGCUCCAGGAGACGCACCGCUGCACUGUCAUUGGCUGUUGUAUCUCUGGAGAACACGCCCUAUUGCUUCGAGACAGGAAAAGAAGUAUGUGACUUAAGUGUGGCGGCGUUAAUAUGUUUCCGACUAACCCUAAUCCUAACCUUAACCCAUCCUAAAUCGCCUUAAACCCCAACCGUUGCUCCAAACCUAACAAUAACAAGCUUUUUUUGUUUUUGUUUUUUCGUACCAAUGUGAUACAUGUUUGGGAUGGCCAUCUCGUUCCAUCUGAGCAGUCUGCCCUUCCCGUCACGUAGGAACCAAUCGUGUUGCAGCAGGGCGUGUCCUGCCUGGAAACUAUGUGGGAAUCCUAAUAAUGCAAAACUGACAUAAAAAACAAAAUCCUUCACUGAUAGGUGGGUUGUAUGGCCCCUCCCCCACUAUACAUGAACUUGGGCGCCUUCGUGCACAUCAGCGGUUAUCCGUCGCAAUUGUGAACGGCUUAGACAUUAUUACUAGGCCUAUUUAUAUCGCUAUAGCAUUAAGUUAGCUAGCUAGCUAUGCCUGCACCCUGAAAAUGCAUCUUCCCGAAAUGUCACAAUUUACAGAACAGCUCGUGUUAUUAUUUCAAUUCCCAAGCGAAGAGGUGACAUCGUGGACGAGACUUUCGCCUGUCCACUGGCCAAGUGAACCCCGGAAGUCUGUUAGCUUGCGAGUUAGCUGUUGGCUAGCGCCUCUCGUCAUGGCGUGGAAAGCACUGUGACCACCGGGUGAGAUAUAUUCCAGCCACCAGAGGCUUGAGCCGGAUAUAUUUUUGCUACUCAAACAUGUGUAGGCAGAAGAAAGUGAAUGGACAAAGUAUCGGCCAUUUUUCAGCGGAGCAAGGUUUCACGCAGUCAGCGGACACACACCCAGUGUAAUUCUAAAACUUUUAAAACAGCUUCCACUUUAGCAGCAACACAUACAAACAUAGCGUGCAACAUUACCCACAGAUAUAUUUUCAUUCUUCUCUGCGGAAACAACCACUAUUACUGGAGUUUAGUUGGGGACCUUCUCUGCCUCUUUUUGCUCUUCUUCUAUUAUGCUGAUAAUUUUGAUAAUAUGUUGACAAAUCAUUCCCGCAAGCAGGCUUUGUUAAUAAUUUCAAUUUACUGAAAAACAUUUUAAAUUUGUUUUUACAAGAAUGUGUCUAUGGGGGGGGGGGGGGCACCGCUGGUUUUGUACACAUUCAGCACUGUCAUUAUCUUUUCACCAUCAUUAGCAAAGCCUUGUGUCAAGAGUGCAAUAACGUUUCAGUGAAAUAAAGUAACUUAAAUGUCUGCCGUGAAUACAAUCCAACAGGAUUGCUCGACAAUUUUACAAACUGUUAUAUAAACAAAACCAACUACAGUACAAUCACAUUCUCAUUUUAUGAAUUUGCCUUUCGGGAUGUGGAUAUUUUUCAAAAAAUAUAGACAUGAGUAAUUGCUAUGUUUUAUUAAUUUCACUUAGGCAUUCUUUGUACAUCUUUUUUUUUUUUUUGCUUGCUUGCUAGCUUUUGCAUUUGACUUAAUUUGCAGAAGGUUUCUUAAUGACCAGGCUGUAAUAUUGAUAUUGCCAUAUUUGAUAAUACUUCGAAAUCAUAGACUAAAAACGGCUGCUGACAAUUUUACUUGAUCAAGAUAAUCCAUUCCUGUAAUUCUGCUUUCACCUAUAUCAGUGCACGUGCUUAAUUCUGAUAUAUUAUUAAUAUAAUCCAAGUAAAGCAAAAUUUCACGUGGAGGCUAAUAGCUGCCGAAACUAGAGAAUAUUCUCGGACUAAAGGUGGAAAGGAAAAAAAAUGGGAGUAGUAUUUAAAAAGGCUUUCAAAUAAAUAAUAAACAACACAUUUCACAUUAUUAAGGACGGGGUACGAAGAACUACUGAAUAAUUAGUAUUAUUAUCACAGUUAUACAUUUCGAUUUCCAUUUUUAAUAGAUUUUUUUUUUAACUUUGACAGUUCCAAAAGUAAUGAAAUGUGUUUGAGAAGCUUUGUUAAGCUUGUUAAGUUGUCCCCUAAACCAAAGAAAAUCAAACAUGACAGCGGUAGAACUCGCCGCUAGCUGCUGAAACAUUACUGUAGCCUGUAGGAUGUUUACAUCUCACCUCAAUCAGCUAAUUACUCUUCACCAAUAAAAUCCCUGGAAUAACUACAAUUGAUAUUUAAACAGUCCUCUCCAUCAUGCUGUUUCCAUUUUGACAUCAUGAGACUGAGACGACACUCGCCAUUGCGAUGAUUCAAACACGAUGUUCUUAGGGGGAAGUGGCCACUGACUUUAGAGUGCCACAGUGUCAUCAGCGGGUUGCAACAGAGAUACUGGAAGAGUCACAGAAAGGCAUAAAAGUUGAUUCAUGAAUCAAACAUCUUUUGUGGAUUUUGCCAUUCGGCUCCUUGUUAGAGAACAACAAGUUGUGCAAAAAGUACUGAAACACUGAACAAUUGGACAUCAGCAUUCAGUAGUUUAGAGAAGGUCAAAUUAAGUUCACCAGGAAAGACUAGAUUGCAUUUUAGGUUCAUCCUGAAAUUGUAUUCAUGCUUUGAAUAUACUGAAAAACCAGAUUGUGUUGAAGAUUAAGAGAACCUAAUUAUGUUGUACAUACUUACAAAAUAAUUUAAGGCAUAAUAUGUCAAACUCAGGCCCAGGGGGCCAAAUUUGGCCCACGAUGUAAUUAUAUGUGGCCCGCAAGACCAUAUUAAAUGUAUAUUAGAGCUGGCCCGCCAGUAUAUAGCCAAUAAUAUUACAAAUCCCAGAAUGCUUUGCUAGUGCCCAUCAGUCUAGAGCGCCCCUUCCCUUUCUGUUGCAGUCGUUAGCAACUAUGCUACUAGUCUCCUCGAGCAAAUUUACACUUCUCCUUACCAAAAAUGACCAAACGAAAGAUGGAAAACAGUUAACUUCCAAGACAGGUGGGAGGCAGAUGAUCUGUUGACUAAAGUAAAAGACAGACCUGUUUGUUGUGUGCGGACCAACGUGGCUGUAACAAAGAAUAUACUAACAUAAUUGAAUUAAUGUUUUUUUUUUUUUUUAUGCCCUUUAUCAACUCCUAGGCAGGGACUGUUAAUAGUUUGAAGUUUGGAUUUUAAUGAAAGGAGAUUCUUAUUUUUUGGGAUUGUUUUGUUGUUGGCCUUUGAAAAAAGAUUUACAUUAAAAAGAAAGGUAGUUGGGGAUAAAUAAAUAGAAGAUGGAGAGACAGUAGAAUUUGUUAUCUAUUUGAAUACAAAACAACAAACAAAUACCACUGAUGUCUUUUAUCGCAAAUUUGAUUUCUCGUGUUUAUAAUAUUGAAGUUUGUUUAUUCCAGAUUCAGUGUUUGAGCGAAAUUUAAGUUUGUUGUCAAUGAUAAACUUUAACGCUACAUUUUUGCAGAAAAGGGAAACAUGCACAUAGCAGGGAUUUUUCAUUAAAUAUUGAGUUUGGCCCUCGACGUUGUCCCAAUUUUCAAUUUUGGCCCACCGUGAAUUUGAGUUUGACACCCCUGACUUAGUUGACGGGUGCCACAUUUCAUCAAAACAAUAGUAAUGCUCGGUAGCUAGUAAUGUGUUGCCAGAUCUGCCUUUGCUGUCAUUUGAACAACAAAUUGGCCGAUAGGAAAUUUGCUGAACAGUCAUACACUUAUCAUGAUUGAUGCCUUAGAAUUUGUAAUGUAACUUGUUUCCGAACGGCUAAAGCAUGCCCAGCAGAUCACCCGCACUUUGUAAAUAUGAAUGUUUAAAUUAAAAAAAAAAAAAAAAGCAAUUACAUUUCAUAGUUGAAUGUUGCCAUCAUUUAUAUAUGUAUAAAUUUAAAGCUCAAAGUUUUGCACUCGGUGUACAUGGAAUAGUUACAAUGUAAGAAAUGUCUUAGUACAAUCCACAGAAUGUGUACAGUAUAUUAUAAUGAGAUUUUUCUUUUUCUAUAUUGGAAAUGUAGGUUUUUGUUUUCAAAUCAUUGCGCAUAUUAUAUUGAGCUGUCACCAUGUGUAAUAUAUUUUUGUAACCACCAUGACCUCUCGUUUGUUCCAUUCAUUCAUUACUGUUGUUCCUGUAUGAAGUAACUUAAGCCAACUUUAAAGAUGUUGUUAAGGAGACAAAAAUCUUUUUUAAAACAUUUAUUCAAAUACCUUUGCAAUCAAUUGCUAAAUCGUGAACUGGGCAUUUAGCCCACCGAUUGGUCAUAUGCAAUUUAAAAUGCAAUUUAAAAAUACUUGCAGUGUUAUUAAAACGCCGUUAAAUUAUUAUCAGAUCACUGCCUACUAGCCUGACAACAGCUUAAGGAAAAUUCACAAAGGCACUUAUGGUAUGCAAAUUGCAACAAAAAGAAAUGUAAAUGCUCAUAUAAUGAUGUAUGUAAUUGUUCCGUUUUAUACUUUGGACUGCAAAAAUGAUUUCUACUCCUCUUGUGUUACUAACCAAUAACAUUGCGACAUGAAAUGCUUGACUCACAAUUAACAGUGUUAUCAUUUGCUGUACCUCACACACAUAUUUUUUUUAAUGCUUACAGUAGAUGCUUCAACAAUUCACUUUUAAGUUGCCUUGUUUGUGUCCAUUUGAUUUUCUCAACAAUGGGAUUUGGUGAGAUGUGCUUUUCCUAACGUAGAUUUGAAUUUGUGUUGUUUGGAAGCACUUGGAGAAGUUUGCUAUUAUUAUAAGCUUUGUGGUUUUACAAGAAAUUUUAGCAAGCCAAUUUUUCCCUCAAAACUUCAUUUCCUCUGCUUCCUUUUGUUAGAAAGUGUAGUCAUAAAUGUAUAUAUUAUAUUUAGAACAAUAACAUGGUAUUAGAGCAUGAGAUGUUUUACUCUUACAGGUACAAUUUUGACAGUGUUUUGUUUUCCCAUUUUGCUUUACUUGCACAUAUGUGUGUAUUGAGGGGUCGAAAUUAAACCUUAAAUACAUUUAUUUUUCUGACAGGUUUGGAUCUCAGUGUGUCAAAAGUUGAUGAUGAAAAGUUAACAUUUUUAUUUGUGUAUUGUUUUUUUGUUUUUUCUGCCUAAAAGCUGCUAGAGGAGAAGAUUACCAAACAGCAUUUGUAGGUGGCCGGGAUGAAAGACCUAAUUGCUGGUGAUGCAAAAAAAAAAGCACACUUUAAAAAAAACAACAACAUUUGGAUGAAAUCAUUAUCAUAAAAAAUAAAAGUAGAUGCUCUCACUUCAUGCCACACCUCUUUAAAAGCCUCAGUGGUACCAGCAAAAUGUUUUGAAUGUGUAUGGAAGAAACACUGCAAUAUUGCAAUAUAUUUUUUUAUUGGAUCAAGCUGCUAACAUACUUCUAAAGCUCCUUAAGGUGCUACAGACCUCUUUUAUAGUUUUAGAAUGUAUUGUUUGUUUCAAAGUAUUCAUUCUAGCAGAGCAGCUGGCAUGUGCGCGACUGAUUGUACGAUAUAUCUUCAUAUAAUUUUACUGUACUGUGACAAGUUUAGUCUUUGUUUUUACAAAUUGUAUCUCACAAACAUCCCCAUAUAUUUGUCCCCACUUGUGUCUUUUAAUAAUGGGAAGUUUGUCAUUGGGAGAGCUAUAAGCAAAAGUGAAGUUCCUUUUUAUUUUUGUGUGUGUGGGGGUGGGGAGGGGGUGAUGAUGAUGUAUAUGUGACAACAUUCAAAUGAAGAUGAAAUCUAUUCAAUGAAUGCAUUCCAGCCAUGUUCGUAUUUUUGUGUUGCAUUAUAACAAUACCAUCCAAUAGCAAUGAUGGAAUUGAUUGACUGAAUGAUGGUAAUUCUCAAUAUUUAACUAAAAAUUCUAUUUUACAAACUACUGCUAUAAUUUUAUUUUUUUUAGAAAUAUAAGCAAUGUGUGUGUAUAUAUAUAUAUAUAUAUAUAUAUAUAUAUAUAUAGCGAGAGAUAUAGAUAGUAUGAUUAUAUAUUCUGCAUAUGGAUGCACGUAUUUACCGUUUGUAUGUACGUGUAUAUACACGUGUGUGUGUGUGUGUGUGUGUGUAUGUAUACAUGUGUAUAUUUACACACAUGCUCAGUGUGCCUAUAUAUACUGUACAUGCAAAAACAUGCAAAUGCACUAUAUAUAUAUAUAUAUAUAUAUAUAUAUAUAUAUGAACAUGUGCAUAUGUUUGUGUGUAUAUAUGUAUAUAGUGUUGUAUGUGUAUGUAUAUAUAAAAUAUAUAUACAGUAGCUAGAUAUAUGAGAUAUGUUUGUAGUCAUUGUAAAAUAGAAGUUUUGUUUUUUUUAAAACACUGACAUAAUCCAAAGAGGCAGAUUAUUUAUUUUAUUUUUUUUUGCAUAAUAACCUGAUUUUUAUUUCCAUACCUUGCUGCUAUUAAAAAGGGGUGACGUUG